Molecule: messenger RNA, 639 nt
Organism: Mercurialis annua (annual mercury)
Lineage: Eukaryota; Viridiplantae; Streptophyta; Magnoliopsida; Malpighiales; Euphorbiaceae
Exons: 1
Source: RefSeq, a predicted model, not a curated record
UCUAGGAGGUUGGUACUUGAGUGGUCCGCUCGUGACCCUCCAAUCUGUCCUGGGAAUUUUUUCGGUAUAAUUAUUAGCACAAUACGUUAUUCACUAGCAUAAUUAAUUGAAUUUCCGCUGUGCCGCCCAACAACUGGUAUCAGAGCCGGUUUGAGUUUUUAUAUAUCUAUUUAUCGUAUGCUCUGUGGUUGCCACUAGAUAGUGGAUCCUCCACAUCAGAAAAUAAAUUAGAUAUAUUUAUUGUACUGGGCACUUGUCGAAAAUAUGGAGGCAAAGACUGGCAAGAUGGUCAGUUUAAAUGGCACAAAUUACCACAUAUGGAGAAACAAGAUGAAGGAUCUCCUAUUUGUGACGAAACUGCAUUUACCAGUGUUUUCAACGAAUAAACCCGAAGGAAAAACGGAUGAAGAAUGGGCAUUCGAGCAUGAGCAGGUGUGUGGUUACAUUCGACAGUUCGUCGAGGAUAAUGUGUACAACCACAUUUGUAAUGAGACUCAUGCUCAGACAUUAUGGAAGAAGCUUGAGGAGCUGUACGCGUCGAAAACCGGCAACAACAAAUUAUUUUAUCUGACAAAAUUAAUUCAGAUAAAAUAUCGAGAAGGGACUUCUAUAGCUGAUCACUUGAAUGCAAUUCAAGGG